UCUUUUUAGUCGAUGAAUGAGAAUAUGAUUUCUGAAUCCACAACCUCUAACCACCUUCCAAACAUAGUCUCUCACCUCCAUUUUCCAUUCCACGGUGCUUCUCUCUCAUCAAACAGCAUCACUUUUCCUCCAAUCCGCUUCAGGCACGCAUCAGAGCUCCUACAGCCACGCGUUCUCUAUUGAAGCCUCGUUAGCGCACUCCAUUAUCAGCUCUUCAUUUUCAUUCUCGCGCCUCAGAGAGCCUCAUUUCAUUUGUCUCGAUUCGUCUUCGUCGCGUCUUCACUCUCUCGAGAGAGCUCCUCAUCCUUCAACCAUAUCUUCAGUUUUCAACCUCGUAAGUUUUCCUCGUCACAGAAUCUUCAUUUUAUUCUCUGCCUCGUUACAUUUCCUCUCCACAAAACCUAGCCUCUUCACAUAUCCUCUGCUAGGGUUUCUCACCGAUCUUCAUCCUUUUCACCUUUACCUUAGAUUUCAUCGAUUGAAACAUCAUUUUUCCCACUUUCCACCGAACAAACACCAUUCUACCGAUUGAUUCUUCGAUUAGCGCCAUUCUCACCGUUCAAUCUCCAUUUCACACCGGUUAAUCGGUUCCUUUUAUGUUUUCCCCCUUUUCUAGGGUUCCAUCGGUCAGUUUAGGGUUUCUGGUUCCGAUUACGGUUCUAGUGAGUUCAAUCUCACUUUUGGUCCGAUUAGGGUUUCGAUUUCGUUUUCUCGAGUGUAUAUGUCAUUUCCGCAGCGUUCUUACUCGUCGGAGGAAGCUUCGAAGUAAUUGCGUCGCGCCUUCGGUCACUUCUCGGAGCUGCUUUUCCAUCAACUAUGCUAAAAGAGAAGUAAGGAUCUUGUGUGAUAAGGCGAAAGAGAUUUUGAUGGAAGAGAGCAAUGUGCAGAUGGCAGAGCUGGCAGCUGAGAAACAUGUUCGCUACAUAUUAUCAGUUGAAAAGAGGAAAGAUAAUUUUGAAUCUGUGGUAAUGGAGCAUCUAAGAAUGAGUGGGGCAUACUGGGGAUUGACUGCUCUGGAUCUUCUGGGAAAGCUUGGUAGUGUUGAUGUUGAUGAGGUUACUUCAUGGUUGCUGAGUUGUCAACAUGAGUCAGGGGGAUUUGGUGGAAAUAUUGGUCAUGACCCGCACAUCCUGUAUACACUAAGUGCCUUGCAGGUGUUGGCUCUCUUUGAUAAGAUGGAUGUUAUUGAUGUAGAUAAGGUGACAAAUUAUAUUGUCAGCCUGCAAAAUGAAGAUGGAUCCUUUUCAGGGGAUAUGUGGGGUGAAGUUGAUACGCGGUUCUCAUAUAUUGCUAUUUGUUGCUUAUCAAUAUUACAUCGCUUGGAUAAAAUCAAUGUGGAGAAAGCUGUGAAGUACAUUAUAAGUUGCAAAAAUAUGGAUGGUGGUUUUGGUUGCACCCCUGGUGGGGAAUCUCAUGCUGGUCAAAUUUUCUGUUGUGUGGGAGCCCUUGCCAUAACGGGGUCACUAGAUCUUGUUGACAAGGACCUACUAGGUUGGUGGUUAUGUGAGCGACAGGUUAAAUCUGGAGGUCUGAAUGGGCGUCCUGAGAAACUCCCUGAUGUCUGCUACUCGUGGUGGGUUCUUUCUAGCCUGACCAUGAUUGAUAGAGUUCAUUGGAUCAGUAAGGAGAAGCUUAUAAGGUUUAUCCUAGACUGCCAGGACACAGAAAAUGGUGGGAUUUCAGACAGGCCAGAUGAUGCCGUGGAUGUAUUUCACACAUUCUUCGGGGUGGCAGGACUUUCACUUCUUGAAUAUACAGGAGUGAAACCGAUAGAUCCAGCUUAUGCCUUACCUGUUGAUGUUGUAAAUCGGAUUUUCUUUACGAAAUAAUAGUGAAGUAGUUCAGUUCGAUGAUAUUAUCCAGUAAUGACUCACUCUUUGGAGUUGGAUCUACCACCCUCGGCGAAAAACAGUUAAUUAUUUUCUAAACAAAAUGUUUACAUUUUUAGCUUCUUUAAUUAAAUUUAUGUGAUACGAAUAGGAUUGUUCAGUGUUGUAUCAAAGAUUUUAAAUAUAUAUAUAUAUUUAAAAUAUGUAAGAAUAGAAGAAGAAAAGAGAAAAAAUUACUUUCAUGUUC
Vigna angularis (adzuki bean) is the source of this 2076-nucleotide messenger RNA. RefSeq names its product geranylgeranyl transferase type-2 subunit beta 1. The transcript is spliced from 11 exons. Gene Ontology annotation, cellular component: Rab-protein geranylgeranyltransferase complex. The record is from RefSeq and is a predicted model, not a curated record. Lineage: Eukaryota; Viridiplantae; Streptophyta; Magnoliopsida; Fabales; Fabaceae. Gene Ontology annotation, molecular function: Rab geranylgeranyltransferase activity. The coding region runs from base 597 to 1829 and encodes 410 amino acids. Gene Ontology annotation, biological process: protein geranylgeranylation.